AUGGAGUCCAGACCACCAGCGGCGCCAGAGCCGUCGAACAAACGGCCUAGGUCGCCGUCCGGCGAUUACCAUCCCAUUGCCUCCAAGAUCCUCAAGAGCCACUCAAACCAUCUCCAGAUCAACUAUCUCGCGCGUCAAUAUCCGGAUAAUCUGCCUCUGGUCUCUCUCGAUGAUACGAUGCCGGCCAUUCUACACCUGAUCGGCGAAUAUGACGGCGUGCUUCAUCGCCAUGAAAGCAUCGCUGGUAACCUGGGCGCAUGUCCUCUGGGACCCAUCCUGAUCAAGCGCUUCGAGCGCCUGUUCGACGGCCCUCCUCGGGUCCUCAAGUCGCACGGCAAAGACGCCACUAUCACCUGGCUGGAUGUCGUGGAGUUCGCCAAGAGCAAACCGGAACAGUUCAAUCUAGAAAAGUCGCGCAACGGAGUGCGCGUCUGUCAGUUCUAUACCAAGCAGUGUCGGGUUGAGAUCAGCGAGGAGGAUUUUGUGCUCAUCGCGUCUGGAAUGCCGCAGAAGAUGAUCCCGCCGCAACCCAUUGUCGAGGAUGAGGAGAAGGAGUUGGGAGCCCUGGAAAUUCUGGAGAAGAAUCUUCAGCAGAUCAUCCAGGUUGCCGAUCAAGUGUCCGCUCGAGCAAGACAGCUUAACCAUCGUCUGAAAAAUCGUCGAACUGCCAUUGUCACGCGCCGAGAAAACGAUAUUUCCCUGCAGUCCCACCUCCCACCACAGCAGCAUCAACUUCCGCAACCGCAACCGCAACCGCCCCGCUCGCUCAGCCCCAUCUGGCGUGAUGUCGCCGGCGCGGUGUCCAACAAUCCUUUGAACGGCAAUCCUUCCUCCAACGCUCACUCACCCUCGACCGGGUUUGUCGCCGUCAAUGCUGUCCGGCAUGGUCCCGGAGAGCCUCCUGCGGAAGAAAACACGCUUUCGUCGCAGUUCAUGUUCUCGCAUUCAAACACCGACAAUGUCACCAUCAUCAAUGGAACGUCGAUCAAAGGCGCAUCUCCGACGACACGCGCGGAGUUGAUGAAGAAGUUUUUCACCACGCAAGACCGCCAGUCGCGCAGCUACGAAGAGACCCCGGGGUCAACUAACCGGGGGUCGUCCCGGCCGCGGCCGAGAGCGUCGGAUGCGGCUGACUACAACAUGUACAACCCGACUCCAGCGACCGUCGCAAUUCCCAGUACACCAUCUUCGUUACUACCUCCACCCAAGUCCAACCAUCUCGAAAAGGAUGACGGGGGUCCGUUCAAGAUGGAAAUGGUUGCGCGCAUGGAGGAACUGCAACGAGGGGAGCGCAUCCUUCCCCCGUGCGAUCGGUGUCGUCGGCUUCACAUGGACUGUUUGAAGAACCUGACCGCCUGCAUGGGAUGCACGAAGAAGCAUGCCAAGUGUUCCUGGAAGGACGUCCGCGAGGAAGAACUGCGCGAGUUGCGAUCGGACGGCACUCCUCGCGAGUUUGUUGAAGGCACCCAGUCGAAAGACUCUUCCGCCGCACCGGCACCCACACCCGCUCCUGCUCCCGCCCCCGCCUCGGUGCCGGUGACCGCUGCCGCCGCCACCGCCGCCAACACCACCACUACCACCAUGGCCUCUGCCGCCCUUACGCCCCCCUCCAUGACAUACACGCCGGAGCAGGACCGACCGCGCGAAGAGGCGAGCAUCUACAACGCCCGAAGGGAAUCCGCCCCGACCGGAGGACCUGUGACGGGAACACCAGCACUCAAGGAUGCCACCCCUCGACGGGCGAUGAGUGAGAUUCAUGGGAGUGCGAUGGGCAACCAUGACCGGCGUGUCGGUAUCAAUCGCAACAACGAGCCCUUGCCGGACGACGAUGACCCGGACGCCAAUUCCCGGCUCAUGCAAGCCAUCAUGGACACGGUCGACCACCACGCGCGCGUGGCGGCUGCCGUCAAAGAAAACGGGCCCGAACCGCUCAACGGUGAUCUAGACCGAGACCGAGACCGAGACCGAGACCGAGAGCGGAAGCUCGUAAAAGCCUGA
This is a messenger RNA of Aspergillus clavatus NRRL 1, 1998 nucleotides long. RefSeq names its product Zn(II)2Cys6 transcription factor domain-containing protein. Gene Ontology annotation, biological process: regulation of DNA-templated transcription. The transcript is spliced from 2 exons. Bases 1 to 1998 code for a protein of 665 amino acids. Lineage: Eukaryota; Fungi; Ascomycota; Eurotiomycetes; Eurotiales; Aspergillaceae. Gene Ontology annotation, molecular function: zinc ion binding; DNA-binding transcription factor activity, RNA polymerase II-specific. The record is from RefSeq and is a predicted model, not a curated record.